Paramecium tetraurelia is the source of this 801-nucleotide messenger RNA. RefSeq lists its product as uncharacterized. The transcript is spliced from 3 exons. Gene Ontology annotation, cellular component: nucleus. NCBI's taxonomy places the organism in Eukaryota, Ciliophora, Oligohymenophorea, Peniculida, Parameciidae. The record is from RefSeq and is a predicted model, not a curated record. Gene Ontology annotation, biological process: regulation of gene expression.
AUGAAUAAAUUUGUAGAUAUAAUUCACUAAGACUUUCCAUCAAUAAAAGUGUAAUACAUAAAUAGUACUUUGAUUGAUUUGGAAUUUGAUUUUGAAUUCAUCCUUUAAGAUUCAACGGUAACUUGGGAUUUAUAUAUUUGGAAAUGUUAUUUGUCAAAAUUUAUUGAAUCUUUAAUAUUGUUAAUUAUUUAUUGUUCUAAAUAAGCUAUAUAUAAUUUAUUUUACAUAAAAUCUUAAUCGAGAGAUGUUAGAUGUAAUAAUGAAAAUUAACAUAAAUAGAAAAAAGACCAAGGCAAGUUCUAAAAUUUUCUACUUUAAUUGAAGGCUUUAAUUGAUUCUUUUUUGGCUCCCAGCCCAGAACCAGAGGAACAACCAAAAGCAUAGGUCACGAAAGCAAAAAAAUAAAAAAAAAAACAAAAGGAUCCACUUGCUCCAAAAAUGCCAAAAUCAGCCUUCAUUUUCUACUUUUAGGAUAAGAAGGAUAAAUUCUAAUCAUAAUAUCCAGAUUUACAAUUUUAAGAGAUCACAAAAUUGAUCGCUAGCGAAUGGAAAGAUUUGCCAAAGGAAAUCCAAUAGGUAUCUUAACCAAAAACUAAAUAGCAAUAUCAUAAUUCAGCGGAGUAAGAUAGAAACAGAUAUUCUUAAGAGCAGGAGUUGUAUUAAUCACAAACAGGGAAACAACCGAAUGGGAAGGGUUAAGCGAAAGCAAAUAAAUCGAGUGCGAAAAAGGAGAAAAUUAUAAAAAUUCUUGAUUAAGAUGAAGAAAAUGAUUCCUUUGGUGCAGACAUAGGUCAGGACUGA